Molecule: messenger RNA, 13981 nt
Organism: Equus caballus (horse)
Lineage: Eukaryota; Metazoa; Chordata; Mammalia; Perissodactyla; Equidae
Gene: RIF1
Product: replication timing regulatory factor 1
Biological process (GO): telomere maintenance
Cellular component (GO): nucleus
Source: RefSeq, a predicted model, not a curated record
CCCCGCCGCCAUCUUGGUCUAGGAGGGAGCGGGCCGCACGCGUGAGUAAACAGCCCCAGCCGGGCAAGUGGAGCUCGGGCCGUGUCCGGGUGCUGCGGCGCGGCGGCGGAGAGGACGCAGUCCUGAUCGCCGUACGUGGGGGUCCAGAUCCGGGUCACGGUGCUAGGCCGCGCGAACCGUCAGUCUGGUGCAGCCUCCGCCCCCUCGCGGCGAGAUGCCUUGCUCCCCGGGCUUCUCCCGCCCCCCGGCGGUCUCCUCCCCCUGUUGAAAGCUGCCCGGGAAAGUGGUGGCGGGAGCGGGCCUGGCCGAGCGCGGCGUGGGCCUGGGUGCGUGUUGCGCGGCGCCGGUGGAGGGUGGCCGACAUGACGGCCCCGGGUCCGAGCCCCCUCGCGCCGCUGUUGGAGACUUUGGAAGACCCUUCUGCCUCUCAUGGAGAGCAGACCGACGCGUACCUGACUCUGACCAGUCGCAUGACUGGAGAAGAUGGAAAAGAAGUCAUUGUAGAAAUCGAGAAAAAACUUCCUCAGCUAUACAAAGUCUUAAAGACUCACAUUUCCAGUCAAAACUCAGAGCUCAGUAGUGCUGCUCUACAGGCCUUGGGGUUUUGCUUAUAUAAUCCCAAAAUUACCUCAGGAUUAUCAGAGAAAAAUAUUCAAGAACUGCUUUCAAAAUUGAAUGAUAUUGUUAAGAGUUCAGACAAAAAUGUACGUACUAGGGCACUUUGGGUGAUUUCCAAGCAGACGUUUCCUACUGAAGUUGUUGGCAAAGUAGUAUCCAAUAUAAUUGAUUCGUUAGAAAUAGUAUUUAAUAGAGGAGAUGUGCAUUCUGCUGUUGUUGAUUAUGAAGCAUUAAAUGUCAUCAUAAGGCUAAUUGAACAAGCCCCAGUUCAAAUGGGAGAAGAGUCAAUUAGGUGGGCAAAACUGGUUAUACCUUUAGUGGUUCAUUCAGCCCAAAAGGUACAUUUGCGGGGAGCAACUGCUCUAGAGAUGGGAAUGCCUUUGUUGCUUCAGAAACAACAAGAAAUAGCAUCUAUCACAGAGCAGCUUAUGACUACCAAAUUACUUUCAGAACUCCAAAAGCUAUUUAUGAGUAAAAAUGAGACUUACGUGUUAAAAUUAUGGCCUUUGUUUGUCAAACUUCUUGGGAAGACCUUGCAUCGAAGUGGGAGUUUCAUUAAUUCUCUGUUACAGCUGGAAGAACUAGGAUUUCGUAGUGGCGCACCCAUGAUUAAAAAAAUAGCUUUUAUUGCCUGGAAGAGUUUAAUAGAUAAUUUUGCUUUAAACCCAGAAAUACUAUGUAGUGCAAAAAGACUGAAGUUGCUAAUGCAGCCUUUGAGUUCCAUCCAUGUGAGAACAGAAAGUCUAGCGCUAACAAAACUAGAAGUCUGGUGGUAUUUAUUGAUGAGACUUGGACCUCAUCUUCCUGCUAAUUUUGAACAGGUUUGUGUUCCUCUGAUUCAAAGCACAGUCAGUAUCGACUCCAGCGCUGCACCUCAAGGCGGUUCAUCUCGUGCAGCGCCUUCUCCAGGUGUAAACCCUGGGACUCCUGUGCACAAGGGUGCCUCGGCAUAUGGAUCUCCUGUAACUCCCCGGAUGAACUUGAAUUCCAAUUUUGGUGGAAUGGCCACAAUCCCCUCUAUUCAACUUUUGGGACUUGAAAUGUUGCUUCAUUUUUUGUUGGGUCCAGAAGUCUUGAAUUUUGCUAAGCAAAACAAACUUGUAUUGAGCUUAGAACCACUCGAACAUCCGUUAAUCAGCAGCUCUUCUUUUUUUUCCAAGCAUGCAAAUACACUUAUCACUGCUGUUCAUGAUAGCUUUGUUGCAGUUGGAAAAGAUGCUUCUGAUGCAGUUGUCAAUGCUAUUUGGAAGGAACUAAUUAGCUUGGUGAAGUCAGUUAUUGAAUCAGGUAACAAAAAAGAGAGACCAGGUUCUGAAGUUUUGACUCUCUUUUUAAAAUCUUUGGAAAGCAUAGUGAAGUCAGAAGUAUUUCCUGUAUCGAAAACACUGGUCCUCAUGGAAAUUACAAUUAAAGGACUUCCUCAGAAAGUAUUAGGUUCACCAGCAUAUCAGGUUGCUAAUAUGGAUAUUCUUAAUGGAACUCCUGCUUUGUUCUUAAUUCAAUUAAUUUUCAACAACAAUCUCUUGAAAUGUGUAGAAGAUGAAAGGUUUUUUCUCAAUCUGGAAACACUUGUAGGCUGUGUUCUUUCUGGUCCAACUUCACCACUAGCUUUCAGUGACUCUGUUUUAAAUGUUAUUAAUCAAAAUGCAAAGCAGCUGGAAAACAAGGAGCAUCUUUGGAGAAUGUGGAGUAUUAUAGUCACCCCAUUAACUGAAUUGAUUAAUCAGACCAAUGAAGUAAAUCAAGGUGAUGCCUUAGAACAUAAUUUUAGUGCCAUCUAUGGUGCACUGACUUUACCAAUAAACCAUAUUUUUUCAGUACAGAAAUUUCCAGUGACCACCAUGAAGACCUUACUUAGAACUUGGUCAGAACUGUAUAGAGCAUUUGCCCGCUGUGCUGCUUUGGUGGCAACUGCAGAAGAGAAUUUGUGCUGUGAGGAACUUUCUUCCAAGAUAAUGUCCAGUUUGGAGGAUGAAGGCCUUUCAAAUUUGUUCUUCUUGGAUAGAAUCAUUCAUGUUAUUACUGUAAUGGUUGAUUGCAUCGACUUCUCACCAUAUAAUAAUAAAUAUCAGCCCAAAGUUAAAUCACCGCAGAGAACUUCAGAUUGGUCCAAAAAGAAGAAAGAGCCCCUAGGGAAAUUGGCUUCUUUAUUUAAACUUAUUGUCAGAGUGAUCUGUUCUUUCCACACUCUGAGCCUCAAGGAAGUACAUUCUGAUACUCUCCUUGCUGUCGGCAGUUCAAUCACCAGCAUUCUUUCCAAUGUACUUGGACAUAUUUCUUUACCUUCUAUGAUCCGAAAAAUAUUUGCAACUUUAACCAGACCUCUGGCAUUGUUCUACGAAAACUCAAAGCUUGAUGAGCUUCCUAAAGUGUAUAGUUGUAUGAACAACAAGUUAGAAAAGCUUCUAGGAGAAAUUAUUGCUUGUCUGCACUUCAGCUACACUGGAACUUAUGACAGUGAACUUCUGGAACACAUCUCUCCGUUACUAUGCAUAACAUUUUUGCACAAGAAUAAACAGAUUCGAAAACAGAGUGCUCAGUUCUGGAAUGCCACAUUUGCUAAAGUGACGAUGUUGAUUUAUCCUGAAGAGUUAAAACCAGUACUAAGACAAGCCAAACAGAAAUUUCUGCUUCUGUUGCCUGGUCUGGAAAAUGUUGAAAUUACGGAGGAAUCCAGUGGACCAUAUUCAGAGGGAAGAGAAAAUUCACAGUUAAAUAUGAAGAUAAGUGGCAUGGAAAGAAAAUCAAGCGGAAAAAGAGAUUCUUUUUUGACACAAACCAAGGAUACAAAAGGAAAUAUGAAACCACCAGCCAAAUUCAAACCAGAAUCAACUCCAAAAACGAAGAGUGAAAUGCCUUUGGAAGAAGAAAAGUCUGUUGACUUUGUGUUUAUACCUCCAGAAGGAAAAGAAGCCAAGGAAAGAAUACUGACUGAACAUCAGAAAGAAGUACUCAAAACAAAGAGGUGUGAUAUACCUGCCAUGUAUAAUAAUCUGGAUGUUUCACAAGAUGCUUUAUAUUCUCAGUAUGGUCAGGAAGAAUCUAUGGAAAUUCCUACCGUAAUUGAAAAAUCAAAGGAAGAUUCCAAGGAGGAACAAAUGGAGAGUGACAUUGUCAUUCCUCAAGAUGUCACAGAAAACUGUGGUAUGGAUGAACGUCUUGAAAAAGCUUCCCUUUCAAAUAAUGGGUGUGGUUCCAUUGAGGAAACUAGUCCAGAAGUACUGGACAGUAAUGAUGCUGGAAAGAAGGCUUUAAUUUCAUCGAAGGAAACAUCAUCUGAAUGUGCAGCUAGUGCAGAAAACACUUUUGGUGUCAGCAGUAGCUCAGUUUCUAAUGCCACUAUUUCUGGAACUCCCCUACAGCCUACAAGUCGAAGGCAAUCCUUUAUUACUUUGGAGAAGUUUGAUGGUUCAGAAAAUAGACCUUUUAGUCUGUCCCCCUUGAAUAGUAUGUCUUCAACUGUUACAGUGAAAAAUAACCAAGAAGACACUACUAAAGCAGAUACUCCACUAAAAGCGAAGGGAAGAGAAGUGGCUCUUUCAAAAUGUGACUCUGAAAAAAUAGUGCAUGGAAUUAAGAGAUCAAGCCGGAGGUCGAAUAAAGCAGAACAAACAGGGAAUAAAAGAUCUAAGCCCUUAAUGAGAAGUGAUCAGGAAAAAAAUACGCAGGAAUUCAUUGAUGGCGUGGCAGCCUUAGAAAAUAACCCACCUGGUUUGCUUAAUCAAACAGAGUGUAUUUUAGAUAAUCAAGUUCAUCUUUCUGAAUCUACAAUCGAGUGUGGAGAUACAAUGCUUAGACCAACGAUGGAAAAUGCUAUAUUAUUAGAAAACAAUACUGUAGAAGAGAAAACCUUAGGAGCUAAUUUGGAAUCUAAAGAAAAUACACCCCCAGCUGCGAUACCAGCGGAUCAAAUGAUAAAUGAGGAUAGUCAUGUUCAGAUAACUCCAAAUCAAAAAACCCUCAGACGCUCCUUAAGGCGACGUUCUGAAACAGCAGAGCCUACCACUGAGAGCCAAGAUAAAGAAAAUAAUCAUCAAAAAAAGGAAAGACGUAAGGAAGAAGAAAAGCCUCUUCAGAAGAGUCCAUCACAUGUAAAAGAUGAUGUGUUACCUAAGCAAAAACUGAUUUCUGAACAAACCAUACAGGAAAACUUAGUUGAGAAAGGAAAUAAUUUACAUGAGAAGACUUUUGGGGAAACCAGCACAAAUGCUGAAAUUGAUGAAAAUAGAAGAAAGGCAGACCUUGAGAAUACUAAAUCUGAGGGAGAUGGUGCCCAGGACGUUGCAGAUAAGUCCUCUGAGAAACCAGUAAUGGGACGAACACGGUAUCAAACAAGGAGAGCAUCCCAGGGUUUACUUUCCAGCAUUGAAAACUCAGAAUCUGAUAGUUCUGAGGCGAAAGAAGAAGGUUCCAGAAAGAAGAGAUCUGGGAAAUGGAAAAACAAAAGCAGUGACAGUGUUGACAUUGAAGAUCAGGAAGAGAAAAUGGUGAAACAAGAAUGUAUAAAAGUUGAAAAGCAGACAGAUGAUUAUAAAGGAAAUUCUGAAGUAGACAUAGAUAUAAAAUCUCAAAUUUGUGAGGAAAAAGACAAAAGUAGUACUAUAACUCUUCAAGAUUCUACAAUAUCUUCAGAUGUAUCUCAAGUUUCUGAUGAUAUAUCAAAUACUUAUGAGGGAAAAAGCGAAGCCAACAAAUGUUCAGAAUAUUCCUUUUCAAAUCUUCCUGUACCAGAAUCAAAUCUAAGGACUAGAAAUGCCAGUAAGAGAUUACAUAAGCGAGAUUCUAUAGAAAAUAACAGUGUGGGAGAAUCCACAAAUGCAGUGACUCCAGAUGUUAUUUUGCUUUCUGAAAAAACUCUCCAAACACCUGAAUGCCAACACAAGAGAAGUAGGAGGGUGAGGAGAUCUAAAGGUUGUGAUUGCUGUGGAGAAAAAUCACAACCUCAGGAAAAGUCAUUCACUGGGUUAAAGAAUAUAGAAAAUUAUGAUAUAAAGGUCAGUGAAACAAAAAUACCAGAUGUGCAAACACCUGAAGCUAUAUCAGAAACUUCUAAAGCUAAUCUGUACUGUGGGGUAAAGCUUUUAGAUGAGCAUCAUAGUGUGAAUUUUAAUUUGGGUCUCAAGGAGGAGAAUGAUACUACUAAUAAUUCAUUAAUUGUAUCUGAAACUGAGUUGAAAGAAAAUACUAUUCAAGACUCGCUUCCUUCUGAAAUAGUAAAUUUUACAGAAGAAAUUUAUGAUACAGAUUCUGAGGAAGCAGUAUCUGUCGAAAGCCAAGAGCUAUCCGAUAAAAAAUGUAAAACUGUUGGCCCAUGUUUAAGUGAUUCCAAAGAUAUUUCGCUGGAAUGUUCUACUUUCGAGACCAAAGAAGAAAUAUCAGAGGCUAUCCUGAAAAAAGAACCAAGUAUAGAGAACAGUGUUAAUAUUGAGGCAAAUGCUUGUAAAUUAAAAGCAGAAUCCAAUCCAGAAGGAGUAGAAGGUAUGGAAUUGGAUGUAGAAACUGAUAAAUCUGAAGUUAGCUUUUCUGAACAAAAGAGUGCUGGAGGUGCGGUUUCUGAGGAAAGGAUAACAGAGGAAAACUGUGAAAGAAGUGAUGAAUCUGAAGCAGAUGCAGGUGAAAAAUUGAAUGCUGAAGAAGCAGUAAUUGAGGAAUUUAAUUCAGUUAUUGGUCAUUCUGAUAACACACCUGUAAAAGUGAGUGCUCAGAUAGAGAUUUCUGAACAAACAGCAGUUGGGGAACAAACGGCAGUUGGGGAACUAAGUGGAGGAAGUGAUGAAUCUGAUCUAGGCUCAUCUGAAGAAAGGGAUGCUGAAAUGGAACAUUGUGAAGAAACAGUGAUCAGUGAGGUGAAUGCUGAAACUGACCAUGUUAAUGAAACAGAAGAUGGAGACCUGACUAGCAAAGCCUCUAAGCCUGUAGAAUCCGAAACAGAGAGAUUGAAUGUAGAAGUUGACAGGGCUGUUCCCAACACACUUGAGGUGAGCACUGAAGAAGGAAAAGUUGACUGUGAAACAAAUAUGAAACUUAAUAGAUCUGAAGUAACAAAAUUAGGUGACAGUCAAAUGGUAGUGCGAAAUGAUGAAAUUUUACAGGAAAUUCCUACUUUAGAGAAGAUGGAGGAAACAGCACAGUCUCUGAAAUCUAAAACAACUAUCUCUGAGCUGGCAACAGAAGACAAUGAUACGUCUCCUCAAAAAUUAAGGGAACUUGAUCCUUUACUGAUGGCAGCAAAUGACAGUCCUAGGGGCAUGCAGACACGCUGUGUCUGGUCUCCUUUGGCUUCUCCUUCCACCAGCAUUUUAAAGAGAGGACUAAAAAGGCCCCUUCAAGAAGAUGAGAUCUCUUCACCUGUUCACAAGGUUCGCCGUGUCUCCUUUGCAGAUCCAAUAUACCAAGCAGGAUUGGCAGAUGACAUUGAUAGACGGUGCUCUGUUAGGUCCCAUUCUUCAAAUACUUGUCUCAUAGUAAAAAAUGUUAAAACUUCACCUACUGCACAGUUUAAGCAUAUUACCACUUCAACCAAAGGAUUUCUGUCCCCAGGAUCACGUAGCCCUAAAUAUAAGAGCUCAAAGAAGUGUUUAAUUGCAGAAAUGGCUAAAGAAUCCAUGCCAUGCCCAACAGAAAGUGUUUACCCAGCUUUGGUGAACUGUUUGGCACCAGUUGACAUCAUUUUACCUCAGAUUACAUCAAACAUGUGGGCAAGAGGACUGGGACAACUUAUUAGAGCCAAGAAUAUAAAAACAAUUGGUGAUUUGAGUACUCUUACAGCAUCUGAAAUAAAAACUCUUCCUAUCCGUUCUCCGAAAGUGUCCAAUGUAAAAAAGGCUCUCAGAGUCUAUCAUGAGCAGCAGGUGAAGUCUCGUGGACUAGAAGAGAUUCCAGUUUUUGAUAUUUCUGAGAAAACAGUAAAUGGAAUAGAAAAUAAAUCUCUCUCUUCUGAUGAAGACAGACUUGCCUCAGAUUUAAUUAAUCCUGUUGCUUUAGAAACUCCGCUAUCUAAAAAUCUCGUGGCACAGAUUAGUGCACUUGCUCUUCAACUGAAUUCAGAAGAUCUCCAUAAUUAUUCAGGAAGUCAGCUAUUUGAAAUGCAUGAGAAACUUGGUAGCAUGGCAAACUCUAUAAUAAAAAAUCUGCAGUCACGUUGGAGGUCGCCAGCCCAGGAAAAUUCUGUCUAGUAUUUUAAGAGGAAAUUGAAGUGUUUUUAACGUCACUGAAUUUGUUGAUUCAUCAAAUAAGUCCUGAAAUAUAGCACAAUUUCAGAGUGAAUGUUUGCAAAGUUGAUAACAUUUCAAAUCUUGAAGGGCAAUGACUUAAUAUGUAAGUUCAGUUUUGUAAGUUUAUUACGUGAGAUCAUUUCUUUCCACAUAAUGUAUUUUCUUGGCUGCUAUGUGUGCUUUCCCUCCAAAUUUAAAUAUCUUACUGAAAUGUAAAAGCAGAAAAUAGAAACAAAAGCAUACUUUUUAUUUUACACUUAAACUCAUGCAUAUUCUAAUGAAACAUUUUAUGUAAAAUAUAUCUUAUUUUUAAAUAAGUAAAAUUGAAAAUUUUUAUUUGAAUUUUUUGCUGAACUGAUACAGGUGUUUAUACUUGAUUUCUUUUUUUUAAUCUAUUUUUGUUUUGCCCAAGGUUUAAGAAACUUGUUCUCAGUAAGACACCUCAAAUGAGAUGCAAAAGAGUUGUAACAUUUUUCACAGAUGUCAGCUUUGUUUGGACAACUUUCAAGAAAAAUACCAAAAGUUUCAACUUUUGAGGUUAAAAUAUUAAAGCAGAAUUUACUAAGAUUCCAUUCAUUUAUUUGCAUUAGCAAAUAUUUGUGCAGCAGCAUUUGCCUGUGAAAAUUAACUCUUAUGAGACAUAUAGUAUUCAUUUUGAAAUGCACGACUAUUUGUACAUUAUGUAUAGAUUACAGUGGUUUUAAUUUAUAAAUUUCAGCCUUCAUUAAUUGCAUGAAUUUUUCUGCAGCUUCUUGUGAAUACAUUUGUUUUGUUUAUAGAAGCAUAUUUUGUAUAUAUUAAGUACUGAAUAUCAGUAUGGACAGUACAAGUGCUUUGUGGGCUUGCUGCAGAUGUUUGUAGAGUUCUGUAUCUAAAGAUAAAACAACAAAUAGUUUUGUACUUAGUUAAUAGUCUUAGUUAAAUCACAACUUUAUUUUCUAAAGUAACCAAAUUGAGUAAAGUUAUAGAAAUGAGAAAGUGUUAAAACUUUGCUACUCAUACCCACAUCUUUUUUUCCCGCUUUUGGUUUGGAAGAGGGUAUCAGCCACUAGACAGUGUGCCUCAUGACAUUCUUUUCAAUGGAGCGUUAGUUUGAGUAUUUUAAUUACCACUUGGACUAUAAGAAACAUAGAGUUUAUCUGUUCUUUCACCUACGCCUAAAGCAAACUUGGAAGAAAUUUGAAACUGUUCUUUGGGAAUAUGUUUGUUUUGCCUAGUUUUAAAAAACAGAGUGUAUAUAAUUAAAAUAUUUGUAAAUUUUACCAACUAGUAUUAGUGCCUGGCUUCCCAUAUUUGUUUUGUCUUUCUAACAGUGAUAAUAUCUCAUUUGUUCUUUGCGUAGAAUGAGUGAGUGAUCUUCUCAGUUUCACACUUUAAUAAGAACUAACCCUUACUUGUAAAGGUGCACAUUUCUUCAGCAAAUUCUAGAAAGUUUCAUCCUGUGUUUCGUUUGCUCCCAUGUUGAGAAGGGGACCGCCAGCCAGCCACAAUAAAAGUUGGUGUCUUUUUCAUAAUCAUAAAUCCAUCAUCAUUACAAAUAUUUUAGGUUCUAAGUUUGAUAUUCAUAUACUGAGGAUAGUUUUAAAGAAAUUCUGGGACUGCUGAACUGAGGAUUGUAGCUUGAAGAAAUUAAUGAAAAAUAGGAAUUUUUUUUAACAAUUGUAAUUGUGGUUUAAAUUGUCUCUCAUUUAUUUCCCAAAUUAUGCUGAUGGUAAAGAAACACAAAUUUUUAGUGAACAAGUAUAGGAAGGGGUUGUGUGUUUGAAGGAGUCAAAAUUAACUCAUUUCAUGACUACGUAUUUUAAUGCUUCUGUGAACUAAACUUGCUGGUGAAAUGAAGUUCUUGGGAAGGUGAACAGUGUAGCAGAAAAUGAUGAAAAUGAUUACUAUUUACUCAAAUCACUGAAUUUGAGGUGAGCACAGAUACUUUAAAACAUUGUGGCUCAACAAGGAUAUAUUUUAAAAUAUUAUUUGAGGGCAAAAGCCAGUUUGCUAAGUCUUCAUUCUUGAUAAUAGUUACAAGUGUAUAUUUGAGGUACCUUAUUUUCAGUAUUCUUGCCUUAAAGUUUUCUACAGUUUUCCCUGAAUGAUUCCUGAAUAGCAGAAAGCAUUAAUAUUCCUUGAUCAGCUCUAGUGUGUUCUUUCAGUAUUAAAGUGAUAAUAGUUUUUUCAAAUAUUUUCUAAUGAUUAAUAAAACAAAUGGAAAAUAUUAGUAAGAAUACUCAAAUGUGAGUUCUUAUUUUAUUCGUUUAUAAAAAUCUAGUUGCAUGCAGAAGCAUAGUAUAAUUUUUCGUGUUCCAAAAUGGAUUUCGUAGUGGAUUUCAAUUUUCAGUAUUUCAAUGAGCCCAUUAAUAAAGAUGCUCCACUAUUUGAACAAGUUUGAAAGCCAGUGUUGAAUGGUCUGGAGCUUGUGCUUUAAUUCCAUGUAGUGCAGGAGGAGUCAGGGUAAACAGUAAUGCUAUUGGGCAAUACAGUCAAAAAGGAGAUGUAAAUCUGAAUAUUAAAAGCAUGAUAGUUCCUGACAUUCCCCAUGGAUUCCUUUUUUUCUGUACAGUUUGAAAGUAGUCAGAGAUUCUCUUAUAUGUUUAAGAAUCAUCAAAAUGUCAAGAAAGUUGGAUUAUAUCUUACCUAAAAGUGACAGGGCAAGUAACAAAAUUUAGGAAAAAUGGGAGGGUUAAGUGUAAAAUAUACAAGUAGAGGUUUUUUAAAAAAAGAUAAAGGAAUGAGAAUAAUUAAAUGUAAGUGCUGUUUAAAAAGCUUGGUUAGUGGAAAUUUGACAACAUGAAUUAAAAGGGGUCCAAUUGUCUCUUAAUGCCAUUCCUUCCAACUUUGACUUAAUAAUCCAGUAAGAAAGACCUAUCUUCCAUCUCAUACCUUUCAUGAUUGAUUUUCAGGGAGAUAAUCUGUCAGGCUGGGAGGCUAUAAAGUAGCAAUUGUUGACAUUAGGCUAAGCUUCGGUGAGAGGAGAGAGCUCUUUGCUCCUUAGCACAAACCGUGUCCAUUUUAUCCCUAAGCCAUUAGAGAGGUCUUGUACUUUGUAUACAAACAUUAGAGUGAAGUUCUGACUUUUAACACAAUGCUCAAACUUGUGUGGAUGUGUGAAAAUGCAGAUUCUGAUUCAGUAGGUCUGCCAUGUAUGGGGCCUGAUAGUUCUAAAAACUCCCACGUGAUCCAUACAAAUGCUCAUGUCUGAACUACACUUGUGGUAGGCAGGCCCAACUGGCUUCAAGCUGUAAAUUAGGUUUUGAUGACCCAAGCAAGUUUAAGUCUUUAGAAUUAUUCCCACAAAAGAUAAAAGGUGGUCAGUCUUUAAGUAACCUCUUCAAAUUUAUGAAUUGGGGAUGCAAACUGGUCUUGAAGGCUUCAAAUUAAAGUUCAAUUGUUGAAAGAAUUUUACCUCUUUUAAAUAUGGAAGAUUUAUGUUUUUAAAUAGGCGGUUAAGUGUUUUGUGUUAUGAAGAACCCUAUUAAGCAGUUUGGACAAUGAGAGUCUUUUCUCAUGAGAAUAUGUGGAUUAUGUUCUGAUUUUUUUAUUAAUAUAAAAGUAAGUUCUAAAAUAUUAGAGAUAUACUGAGUCUCUAAAUGAUUCUUGCCUUCUAAGUUAUGGGACUUUGUUAUUUUAUAAAUAAACAUUGAAAACAGACUAUUCCUCAGAUUAAUUUGCUAGUAGGUAGUACUGUAAGUCGUACCUGACAGAUGUGCCUUGUCAUUUUACUGAAGACUUCUGGUGACUUUGCUGUUAUGUUACAUGGUUGAAAAUUUCUAUUUCAUUAUAAAAUGGAAUUUGAAAGACAGUUGAAUAAUUUGAUUUUCUAAAAGUGAGUUUUCUUGGCAUUCUGUUACGACGUUAUAUUUCCCUCACAUAUUUAAAUACUCUUUGUAAGAACUGCCCUCAUCCAAAGCACUUAAGAAAAUGUAGCCAGAAGUUAAGUAAUGGGUUUUUUUAAUUGAUUUAUCAAAAUUUAUUGAUUUGUUGAUCUGUAAAGGAAAUCUGGGCUUUCCGGUUUCUAAUGGCUCAAUUAAUGAUAUGACUGUUAUAUACCAGGCUUUGUAUAUUGCUUUUUGAAAAUAGCCAUUAAAAUCUGAGUCAUUUGGACUUGAAGAUCUGUAGAUAUUUGAGUAAUAGUCUAACAGAAUCAUGAGUGUUAACUCAGUUCUUGAAAUAGAAUCUUAAAUUUUAUAAUGUAGUCUUAACCAUUUUUUCCUUUAUAUACAAAGCCUUUCACCAAAGAACAAUUAAAACCAAACAUGGAGUGCCAAGCUGUAAAUUUUGAUUCCCCUGAAAUAUACCAUUAGAAUAAAAGAUAAUCUCUCCCCUUACCUGAGAGUAUAAAAUUGAAAGCAGUGUUUUAAAUUGAUGUCACAUGAAAGAGAAAACCUACAUAGCUCUUAACCUCUCCUUCCAGCAGAGGAAACAUCUUAAUGCCACAGUGUACAGAUUUAUAAUUGUGGAUAAAACUAAGUUUAUUAGCACACUUAUAUGCAGGUAGAGAUUGAUGUACUGAUAAAAGAUAAAAUUAGAAAGGAAAAAACCGACUGAGCUGAAUUAUUAAUAGAGUGGUUAGGCCAUGUAGUAUAGGGACAAACAUCCCUAUGUACUUGGAAAUAGCUGGCAGCCAGUGGAAUCCGAGUUAUUCUAUACAUACCAGUACCAUAAUUAAUGUUCAUAAAUACCUUGUGUAAUUAUUAAAAAUAUAUGUUAUUUAAUACUCUGCCCCCCAAAAAGCUGUAAGUUAAGAAAUAAUUUCCAACAAAAGGCAGCAUUAUUUCUUAAAUGGAUAAAUUACAUGUAACUAGGAAGUUCACCUUCAAAAGUGUCAGGGAGCUGAAAAUGGAAUAUGGUAUAGUAGUUAUUUUGAUACUUAAUUAAAUAACAAGUGUCUAAAGAAUUAUUUUUAUAGAAUGAGAAUUUUCUAAUAGAAAAAUGGAAUUAAGGACAGAAUCAGUUUUGAAUAUAGAAACUGAGAGAUGGUAGUCUUACCCAGUAAGUUUUUAAUAGAGCAGGGGUUGACAAACUACUGCCUGCCACCUGUUUUUAAUAUAUCCUAUGAACUAAAAAUGUUUUUUACAUUUUCUAAAUGAUUGAAAAAAGUCAAUAAUAUUUUGUGACACAUGAAAAUAUAGAAAUUAAAAUUUCACUGUCCAUAAAUUAAGUUUGAAACAGUCAUACUUAUUCACAUAUUAUCUUUGGCUGCUGUCCUGCCACCACAGCAGGGUUGAGUAGUCUGACAGACUGUUUGGCCUGUAGCACCUGACGUGUCUACCGUCUGGCCCUUUAUGUCCCUUUUGGAAGUGAUAGUUUUGUUCAUACCUGGCAUGUAGUCAAUUUGGUUAUUUGCUUAUAGCUGGUAAAAUGGCGAUCUUGCUUCCUUAAUCUCUUAAUUUCUAUUGCUGUUAUUUAGAUUUUACUUCAUAAAGUGGGCUCCCCUGAUUACAUUUAUAUCUUACGAUUGCUCAAAUAGACGUGUACUAGGAGAUCCUAGUACUUUGUAGGUAAACUUUUUUCUCCUACUUAAAUUCUUAAAAUGUAGUUAAGUGUUUGCCAUGGAUAUUAAGGGACCAUGAAGCAUGAGAGAAAGGCAUUUGGCACUAAUUGGUUGUCACACCUGUGAAGUAAGUCAGGGGAUCUGGGAGUUUGCUUUCUGUGUUGGUGAGUAAUCGAUUGCUUUCCAUCUAUCUUAACACUACCUCCAGUGGAUAGACUUGAUUAAUAUGCACUUAGAGCAGGACUGAGAGAAGCCAAAUCAGUCAUUUAUUAGCCCUAUAAUAUUUUUGUUCUCAUCAUUUGAUGUACUCUGAGAGCUUAGUUUUACAUUCAGAAAGUAUUUAUAUUUGAUAAAUGAUUUAAGUUGAAACUUCACAGAAGCAUCUGUUCAUUCCUCAGCUACACUUGUAGAUGGGAAAUUAGGGUGCAGCCAGUUUUAUUUGUGUAAUGCUUGUACAAUGUUUGAAGCAGGUAGACCUAUACGAAAAGUGUAUUUUCGGGUUCAUUAUGACAAGGUUGAGGUAGGGAGAAUUUAUGUCUGAUCCACAGUAAAACUUUUCAUGAUCUAUUGAGAGUUGACUGUUACCACUUGCCAAUUGAAACUGGAUAUUGAAACAUUUUUAAAGAGAUGCACUUUAAUCUGAAAUAAAACUAUAAAAAUUAAA